Suillus paluster is the source of this 2224-nucleotide messenger RNA. RefSeq names its product asparaginase-domain-containing protein. Gene Ontology annotation, biological process: amino acid metabolic process. The record is from RefSeq and is a predicted model, not a curated record. The transcript is spliced from 12 exons. Gene Ontology annotation, molecular function: protein binding; asparaginase activity. Bases 60 to 2087 code for a protein of 675 amino acids. NCBI's taxonomy places the organism in Eukaryota, Fungi, Basidiomycota, Agaricomycetes, Boletales, Suillaceae.
AGAUUUACUUACUAAGACACCCCACGGGGUACUAAUACGGGCGCUUCCAUCGCCCAUUUAUGGAAGGAACGACUAGAUCGACUACGUGCACGAUGGAGCCGCGUUCAGACGAAGCGAGAGUACUGGUGAUAUACACAGGCGGGACAAUCGGAAUGCUCGUCAGCUCACGAGGUUACGUCCCAGAGCCUUAUUUUCUUACCGACACCAUCCGGAGCCAAAAACGCUUCCAUGAUCCUUUGCAAGACUCCCUCUUUUCCAAUGCAGCCUCUGUAGAAGGUUACAGAGAGUGGAGCAAUAGCGGCAAGUCCACUCCAACCAGUUCAAAUCACGUCCCGACGCUGGCGGCAUCACCUCAACCGACCCUUCUCGUCAGGUCGUCACGCCCAAUUGGUACCAGCACCAGCACCAGCACUCUGUCUCCCUCUAUGUUCUCGCAGAUUCAGAAAGUGAUUGAGCAGCCAGAAUGCCGAAAAGUUGCUGAUGGUGUCUAUGAGACGCGCCUACCGAGUCUUGUAACCCCCCGAAGCGUCGUUCCUGGACAUGGCCAUACCAAACGCAUACGAUACGCAAUCCUUGAGUGGAAUCCACUCCUUGAUAGUAGCAACAUGGAAAUGGACGAUUGGAUCCGCAUAGCCGCAGAAAUCGAGCUAAACUACACUUCCUUUGAUGCCUUUGUGGUAUUGCAUGGCACAGAUACCAUGUCUUACACUUCGAGCGCACUUAGCUUCCUGCUUGAGGAUCUCGGUAAAACCGUUAUUCUUACUGGAGCUCAAAUACCCCUAUCUCAACUCCGGAACGAUGCCGUAGACAAUCUCCUCGGCGCACUGUCUAUUGCAGGCAACUUCAUCAUACCAGAAUGCAGCUUGUAUUUCAAUCAUACCUUGUACCGCGGUAACAGAGUGUCCAAAGCCUCCUCCUACGACCUCAAUGCAUUUCAUAGCCCUAAUUUCCCCUCGCUCGUAAACGUUGGAAUAGGUAUAGUUGUUAACUGGAACGACGUCCUACGUCAGACCAGUCUUCGAAGAUUUAAAGCCUACAAAGAGAUGAGUCCCCAUGUCGCAACUCUCCGCCUAUUUCCGGGUAUGACAGGCGCCACUGCUCGCGCAUUCCUAUCGCCCCCGACCCGUGGAAUUGUUCUAGAGACAUUCGGCGCUGGCAACUCUUCUCAACGUCCAGAUCUUCUCGCGGCACUCAAGGACUCAUGUGACCGAGGCGUCGUCAUCGUUGCAAUCUCACAAUGCGCCAAAGGCUCUGUGUCGGGUGAUUACGAGACAGGACAAACACUAAUUCAAGCUGGUGUCGUUCCUGGCGUGGAUAUGACUCCCGAGUGCGCUCUUACGAAGUUAAGCUACCUCCUCGCAAAACCCGAACUUACAGUGACCGAAGUUCGCUCACUUAUAAGUCUUCCUUUACGAGGCGAACUCACGCCUCCGUUGUCAUCCCUACCUGCUGCGCCCUCAUUGGAUGAUGUGAAUACGACCCUGUCAGGAUUGCUCUCUCAAUUCGUUCGUCUAUCGUCGGCGCGCAGGACAGACGUUCCUCAGAUUGUGAUUGGAGAAGAAGCGCAGGGUGCUGCAGCUCCAUGGAGCCGUACUGCCGCAGAGCACGCGAGUACGGAAGCUGCGCUCUUACCCUUUCUCAUGCAUCUCGCUGUCGCGCGAGAUGACAUCGAGGGACUUGAGUUCUGCCUUGCUUCGGGCGAGGCGGGUUCCGGCGUGACUGAGGGAACGGGAGAGGUGAUCGUACCAGGAGGUAUAGUGAAUUGCCUGGAUGCGGGGAGCGGGAGGAGUUCCUUGCAUGUCGCUGCAAUAAAUGGGAAUAUGAGGUGCGUCGAGAAGUUACUGGCGAGCGGUGCGUUGGUGCAUCUCAGAGACGGACUGGGACACACGGCCUUGUAUUAUGCUGCACGUCAAGGUUAUGCUGGCAUUGUCGACACGCUUGCGAGCGCAGGCGCGAAUCUCGGAGGGAUGGAGAAUGAGGUGGGAUAUGUGGGUCUCGCGGUGCGUAAUGCAGUUCGUGCUGGAAAUGAAGCUGGAGUGGAUAUUUGGAGACGGGCUGUGGCGGGUUUCAUACGUGUCGUAACUUAGCGUUAUGUAGUAGCACGCUCUUGUUAGAGCAUAAUGAGUUUGAUGAUACCGUCACGGAUGCCGCGGAUCAAAGCGUUCAAAACGUUCUGCUAUUUUGCCCCGACUAGCAUUGUAGCAAAGCACUUAAAUUAGCACAG